Nicotiana attenuata is the source of this 2300-nucleotide messenger RNA. Its product is annotated as asparagine--tRNA ligase, cytoplasmic 2. Gene Ontology annotation, biological process: asparaginyl-tRNA aminoacylation. NCBI's taxonomy places the organism in Eukaryota, Viridiplantae, Streptophyta, Magnoliopsida, Solanales, Solanaceae. Gene Ontology annotation, cellular component: mitochondrion. The record is from RefSeq and is a predicted model, not a curated record. The coding region runs from base 238 to 2082 and encodes 614 amino acids. Gene Ontology annotation, molecular function: asparagine-tRNA ligase activity; ATP binding. The transcript is spliced from 8 exons.
GGCAAGACCCAGCCACAGACUAUCCCUUUCCUUCUUCCCCAAACUUCCCAACACCCUCUUCUUUCAUCUUCCUCUUAAUUUUGAUUCUUCUCAAGCAAAGAAUCAAAAAUCCUCCAUGUUUCUUCAAUAUAAACCCUUACCCACUAGUCAAACCCCAUCAACACUACACCUUCAACAACUGUACAUUCUUCUCGUGCUUGAAAUCGUUUCGACAAUUUUAGUUUUUAAUCCAAAAAAAUGGCCUCAGAACAAGCUCCGGUUGAGAUGCCAGCCACCUUUUCGAAAUACACGAAAAGGGUGAUGUUGAAAACUAUAUUAGGACGCACUGAUGGUGGGGUUGGGUUAGUUGGUCAGAGGGUAGUAAUUGGGGGGUGGGUUAAAUCCUCUAGGGAGAUCAGAAAACAACCUGUAACGCCACCCCCAGCGGCUCCUGCUCCUCCGGUUGUGAGUCCAAAAGAUGUUACCUGUUCUGAGGUUUUUCAAUCUCGGAUUCCACUAUUUAGGUCUAUUAUGAAGGUUUUUGGGGCAGGCGAAUAUCGUAUUCGUGAAAAAUUGGAUGUUGUUGUUCAAAAGGCGCCUCAGCCCUCUGUCUCAAUAUUGCAAGUUAGUGAUGGUUCUUGUGUGGCCAGUCUUCAGGUUCUUGUGGACUCAGCACUGGCGAAUCCGUGCCAAGUUAUGCCCACUGGAACAUGUGUAUUAAUUGAAGGUGUAUUGCAGCAGCCAUCAGUGCAGGGGAAACAUUAUGUUGAGCUGCAAGCAGAGAAAAUCUUACAUCUUGGUUUGGUAGAUGAAUCUAAGUAUCCAUUAUCUAAGAAACGAUUGCCUCUGGAAUCUUUAAGAGAUUGUUCCCACUUUCGGCCACGGACAACAACGGUGGCAUCUGUCAUGCGAAUUCAUAAUUCCCUUACUUGGGCAACUCAUGCCUUCUUCCAAGAUCAAGGGUUCCUUCACGUUCAAGUACCCAUAAUUACAAGCACUGAUUCUGAAGGUUUUAGCGAGAAAUUUCUUGUUACAACUCUUCUUAGUAAGGGGAUAAAGGAUGACCAAAUUAGUCCCACCGAACAUGCUGGAGUCAGUGUUGAAGCCAUCCGGGCUUCUAUGAAAGAAAAAACUAAGAAAGUUGAAGAACUUAGCAGAACUAACAGCAAUAAGGAAGCCUUAGUUGCUGCACAGCAGGACCUGAAGAAAACAAAUGAGCUAGUAUCACAGCUGGAAGCUAGGCAAAAAGCAAAAUCUGGAGUCACAAUUGAAACCAGAAAAUUUGACUUCUCUAAAGAUUUCUUUACACGCCAGACUUAUCUAACAGUUUCCGGUCGUCUUCAUCUUGAGAGUCAAGCCUGUGCUCUUGGAAAUGUCUACUCAUUUGGCCCCAGAUUUAAAGCAGAGAAAUUAGAGUCCAAAAAGUCAUUAGCUGAGACAUGGAUGAUAGAUGUUGAAAUGGCCUUCUCAGAGUUAGAGGAUGCCAUGGAUUGCGCAAACGACUUUUUGAAGUUUGUAUGCAAAAGGAUUCUAGAGGGUUGCAUGGAAGAUCUACAAUUUGUCUUGAAAAGAAUAGACAAAUCUGUUAUGGAACGCCUCCAAUUUACCAUAUCAAGUUCAUUUGUGAGGAUUUCUUAUGCCGAAGCCAUAGAAAUUCUGAGACAGGUUGCUGGGAAGAAAUUUCAAAGUAAGAUAGAAUUGGGAGUUUCUUUGACCGAAGAACAUGAAAGCUAUUUGGUUGAUGAGAUAUAUAAAAAAACAGUCAUUGUAUACAACCAUCCAAAAGAACUUAAGCCAUUUUAUGUCCGUUUGAAUGAUGAUGGCAAAACAGUUGCAACAUUUGAUGUGAUCCUACCAAAGGUGGGAGCUCUGAUUAGGGGAAGCCAAAGUGAAGAACGGUUCAAUGUGUUGAGCUCAAGAAUGAAGGAACUGGGCUUGCAAAAACAGCAGUAUGAAUGGUAUCUAGAUCUUCGCAGGCAUGGCUCUGCCAAAACCUCUGGUUUCAGCCUAAUGCUUGAACCUUUGGUGCUUUAUGCCACUGGCCUGAAUGAUGUCAAAGAUGUUGUACCUUUCGCUAGAAGUUUCGGCAGAGCCAAUAACUAAGUCCUUAAGGAAAAGGAUAUGCCACCAAAUUGAUGAAUGUAUAUUCAAAAGCUUGUAACUUGAAUACAACAAUUUGUAAUAUAUCUCAAGAACAUACUAGUACAGCUUUUCUCUGAGCAGACAAAACAUAUGUUGAACUGUCUGCACUGAGCUUGCUCAUACACUUGUAAUUAUUGGAAAUGCGAAUGUUACAAUGAAAACACAAACAAGUAAAAACA